AUGACCUUGGCGUGCGCGGAUCGCCUGGGAUUAAAACGGUCCAAAUGGACAGCACCUAUAACGGGUCUUUCCGGUGUUCAAGUCCCUAAAUUGAACGGUGUGGUAAAAUGUACCAUCGCACCGCGGUAUGAUGAUAAUACAAAAAUCCAGGUAACAGCUUGGGUCCUGCCCACGAUAACUACUCACAUGCCGUCUCGUCAUCUGCCCAAGCACUGUAAACACCAAUUUUCGCAUUUGGCUCUAGCUGAUCCUAGCUUUGAUCUUCCGGCACCUGUUGAAUUGUUGUUGGGAGCCGACGUGUUUUCCCAGAUAUUAGACGGAAAACGCGUGGUCAUAGACAAGUCGUUGCCCACUGCAUUCGGCUCUUUAUUCGGGUGGAUUCUGAUCGGCCCUGUCCCUGAUCACGAGCCCGAUCGAAUCUGUUCAAAUGUUGUUUCACUCACGGUAUCACUCGAGAAUCUAGUUGAACGUUUCUGGCGUGUCGAAGAACCUGACCCUGCUCCAGUGAUGUUCACUGAUGAAGGCAAGUGUGAAACUAUCUACUUAACCGAACGUGUGCGCGAUGAUAGUGGUCGAUUCGUGGUUCCAUUGCCCUUCAUAGAAUCCGGCAAGGAAGAACGUUUUCUAGGAUCUCGACAAAUGGCUUUGCGUCGAUUCCAAAACCUAGAGCGGAAACUUCAAGCUAAUCCAGCUUUGAAUCAAGCAUACACAGCUUUUAUGAGUGAUUAUGAAUCACUAGGGCAUAUGUCUAUCGCUUCUAGUCCUGGUGAUUACUUCAUACCUCACCAUCCUGUCUUUAAAGGUGAUGUUGCAACUAGCAAAAUUCGAGUGGUAUUUGAUGCUUCGGCCACUACUUCAUCCAACCGUUCCUUGAAUCAGUGUCUUUUAACUGGUCCAAAGCUUCAGCAGGAUAUUGUUGAUAUCAUGCUUCGAUUUCGUAUACAUCAAUUCACCUUCACAGCAGAUGUGUGUAAAAUGUAUCGACAAAUACUGGUACUUCCACAAUAUCGGACAUACCAACACAUCUUAUGGCGUGCGUCACCGUUGGACGAACUUAAGGAGUACCAACUGAACACGGUUACUUACGGAGUGAACUGUGCUCCUUACCUAGCGUUGCGAGUUCUGAAGGACCUUGCCGACAAUUGUUGUGCAGAGUUUCCUGGUGUCAAACAGGCCUUAACCUACCAAACUUACCUUGACGAUAUUUGUGUUGGCGCCGACAGCACAAGUCAACUGUUGACAUUGAAAUCUGACUUGAAAUCUGUUCUGAGUACCGCUGGUUUUGAGCUGAAAAAAUGGUCUAGUAAUGACCCUCAGAUUCUGGCUACUAUUCCACAAGAUGAUCGUGUCCAAACGAUUUUACAGAUCGACGACCCUGAGGCAGGAUUGGUCAAGGUUCUCGGUUUAAAUUGGGACUCUUCCGAAGAUACAUUUGGUUUUGAAGUCUCUUCUUCGUGUGAUGUCCUGACCAAACGCGCCGUUCUGUCAACCAUUGCCAGAAUAUUUGAUCCAAUUGGCCUUAUUGCUCCAGUAGUUUUCUAUGCCAAGCAUAUAUUGCAGAAAAUCUGGAAGGCAGGAUUAGCUUGGGAUGCGCCUCUUCCGUCCGACUUGACUGAGGAUUGGAAAAUCUUUGUCCAAGAUCUCCAUACAUUGACUAAAGUCAAGAUUCCGCGUUUUCUGGCUACAAAAAAUGGUUCCCAUGUCCAGCUCUGCGGCUUUUGUGAUGCUUCAGAGCAAGGCUACGCAGCAAUCGUCUAUCUUCGUUUGAUUCAGCCAGAUGGAUCGGUCUCCAUUUCCCUUCUAGGGUCCAAGACAAAAAUGGCGCCCAUGAAGAAGAUCACUGUACCUCGACUUGAAUUGUCUGCUUCUGUUCUAUUGGCGCGAUGGAUGGCUCGCGUCAAAGCGACACUUGAACAUCAACUCGUUAUCACUAAUGUUGUUGCCUGGUCUGACUCACAAAUAGUUUUGUCUUGGUUGAUCAAUCCACACUCUUUGUUCAAAAUAUUUGUCUCUAAUCGAGUGCACCAGGUGCAUCAACUGUUACCAUCGUGCAAAUGGGGAUAUGUACGAACUGACGAUAACCCGGCUGAUUGUGCUUCGCGCGGAAUGCAGCCCUCAGCCCUUAUGCAGUUCCCCCUGUAUUGGUAUGGGCCUAAAUUCUUACGUCAUUCUGAAGAUACCUGGGACCUUUCGCCUUGUAUAAUGUCCUUAGAAGAACUGCCUGAAACAAAAGGCGUUUCCUUAGCUGUGCAACUCGACACCGAUGGCGAAUGGUUCUCACGUUUUUCUUCAUACACCAACAUGCUCAGAGUCGUCACAUGGAUGCGUCGUUUUAUCGGAUUAUGUCAAGGUAAGACUUAUUCCAAUGCCUGUCUAUGUCAAUCGGAAUUGACUGAUUCCCUAACAGUUCUUGUCAAAGCGUCUCAAUUACAGACACUGGGGAAAUUGCUACACAAUUUGCAGCAUGAUCACGCGCCACCUCGAACGUUUGCAGUGCUCCGCCCAUUCAUUGAUCCUUGUGGCUUGAUUCGUGUCGGUGGUCGUUUGGCACAUGCUGAUUUAACAGAAGCUCAAAAGCAGCCAAUAUUACUGUCGAAGACAUCUUAUCUUUCAUUACUUAUUGUCCGGCAUUGGCACCUUGUGACGUGCCAUUCGGGACCUAGAGUUAUAACAGCUUUAAUCGCUCGUCAAUUUUGGAUUGCGUCUGUGCGGUGCGUGAUCAGGAAAGUCAUUGGUUCAUGUACCAUAUGUGUCAGAGCAAUUGCUCAAACUCAAACUCCUGUCAUGGCUGAUUUGCCCGCGGUACGUGUUCAAGCUUGCCGACCGUUCUCCCGUGUUGGGAUUGACUACGCUGGUCCCUUGCCAAUGCGCGAAUGCCGCUUGCGGAAGGCAAGACAAUAUAAAGUGUAUGUCGCUGUAUUCGUAUGCAUGGCCGUGAAGUCGGUGCAUUUAGAAAUAGUAUUGGACUUGACUACUGAUGCGUUCUUGGCCGCACUCGAUCGUUUCGUUGCGCGACGUGGUCUUCCGCACGAAAUAUUCUCAGAUUGCGGGACCAAUUUUGUUGGAGCGUCAAAACAAUUGCGUCAAUUAGUGAACCAUCCUGAAAAUCAUCACAGACUGUCUUCCCACUCUUCGUGUACGUGGAUUUUCAACCCACCAAGUGCUCCGCACUUCGGUGGAUUGUGGGAAGCUGCAGUACGCUCGUUCAAGACUUUGCUAACCCGUGUCAUGGGUAGUCAUAACCCGUCACUCGAGGAAUUAUCUACCAUUUUAUGCCGCAUCGAAGCGAUCUUAAACUCGCGGCCACUCACUCCGAUGUCAUCGUCGCCUCUUGAUCUCGACUACUUGUCUCCGGGGCACUUUUUAAUUGGACAACCUCUGCUCGCUGUUCCUGAACGUCAUAUACCCGAGGACAGUCGGAAAAUUGUCAAUCGUUGGAAGUUACUUCAUCAGUUUCAUCAGUCGUUUUGGCGUCGAUGGUCCAGUGAAUACCUGUGUUCAUUACAGGCACGAACAAAAUGGACAAACAAUGUUCCUAACCUCAAAGACGGAGACAUGGUCGUGAUUAAAGACAACCAGAGUCCUCCUACAGCGUGGCGUCUAGGUCGGGUCUUGAGUGUCAUGCCUGGAGCUGAUGGCGUUGUGCGUGUAGCUAGAGUGUUGACGGCCCAGGGUGAGCUUACCAGACCAGUUGUAAAAUUGGUGCUGCUGCCCACAGAGUAG
This is a messenger RNA of Myzus persicae (green peach aphid), 3723 nucleotides long. RefSeq lists its product as uncharacterized. The coding region runs from base 1 to 3723 and encodes 1240 amino acids. The transcript has a single exon. Lineage: Eukaryota; Metazoa; Arthropoda; Insecta; Hemiptera; Aphididae. The record is from RefSeq and is a predicted model, not a curated record. Gene Ontology annotation, biological process: DNA integration. Gene Ontology annotation, molecular function: nucleic acid binding.